Rodentolepis nana is the source of this 1770-nucleotide messenger RNA. Lineage: Eukaryota; Metazoa; Platyhelminthes; Cestoda; Cyclophyllidea; Hymenolepididae. The record is from the annotation of a GenBank genome assembly.
AUGGAAACUAAAUCGUUGUCUAUCAUUAAGUGCUUACUUUCGAUUUUAUUAAUCGAGGAAAUUGUUGCUUUUGUUCUGCGAACAGGGACAUAUGCCAUAAAGACACUUCUUCACCUCUAUUGUGCUAAACUUUUCUGCCUGUAUAGUCUACCAUUAAAAAGAUUGGCCAUUGCUCCCCCGGGCGAUUUUCAAGUUCGCGUUCUUUUAACUGAACUUUAUCCCGAUUGUUAUACUAGAAGAGGCGCAGGCUGUCGGUCAAAUGAGGAUCUUCUUAUUGAAGACUAUCUCAUCUAUCUUCAAAAAUUCGGUUUCGAUGAUCCUGAGGAAGCACAAAUAGAUGAACUGAAUGUAAUGUUUCAAGCGAAUCACCUACCUUUGUCAGUUUUUCAAUCUAAUGGACAGAAUCAUGAUCGAGAUUCUGGUGUCUGUCCUGCAUUACCAACUCCAACAACAUCAAAAAAUUGCUCAUAUAUCAAACCUGAGCGAUUUGAUCUUGAUCAAAAUCCAACACGUUCCAUUGUAACGGCUGACCAGGAACAAGAUAAUGUUCUUCUAUCGUCAACUCAUCAUGAGGAUGAUUCUCGUGUAACAAAUCUCGACACAGAAUCAUCCGAAAACAUUGAAACCUUUGACCAUCCAGUGAUUUUAUAUUCUAAAAAGUCUGCGAAGCCCCUCACAAAUGGCGGUAACAUUGUCGGUGGAUCACGUUUAUUCUACUUAGAUUCGCCCUCUGCUCAAAGUAAUCAUAAUGGAUUUUCAUGUAAACAUAAUAAUAGUAUUCAUCGAAUGUAUGCAGGACCGAUCUCUGAUCCCACUUCUCUUUCACGCUCGCCUCAUUCUCCUUCACAAAAUGUUCUUAAAUCUCUAUCCAACGUCCACCCAGGUUCCCAAUCAAGUUGUACCUCAGUUGUGCCUCAACCGAAAAUUGUAAAGCUGGGUUACGUCUGGCCAAGAUAUGACAAACCACGUGUUCGCGUACUGUCCCAAGAUUCCACCUCAUUGUCCGAUAGCCACUCCUCCGACAAUUCACGGGACAUUUCUGUUUGGGAUAGAGCCAUUCGUGAGGAAGACGGUACAGGCUUGGCCGACUUGUUUGAAGACAGUGAUUCGGAGGGGACGCUCAAGGAAGAAGACGAUGAAGAGGAAGAAGAUGAAGAAGAGCAGGAAGAAGUGGUGGAUGAGUAUGAAGAUGAAUAUAAAUAUUAUUCUGCUCUAAAAUCGUCUCCUUCUACUUCGUCUGGUAGUUAUCCAAGACUUUCCCGAACAUCGGAUCGAAAUAUUCGUGAUGUUAAUAUUCUCAAAAGCCUUGGAGUGCCAUUCUCUUAUGAUGAAGUCGCCUACAGCUCUAAUGAAUUGUUUCGGGAAAUGAAAUCUAAGCCUGGUCUUUCGUUUGAGCAGAUUUCUGCAAUGCUUGAUGCUCGUCGACGAGCCACGAAUCGUGCCGCAGCGGAUCGUUGUAGACGCAUGAAGUCCCAGGCUCGAAAUUCUCUUGCCACCAAGUUGGGUCGCUUACGUUUGAGGUCUACUCAUCUUAACAGGCGUAUGAUAAACACUCGCAAAACUCGCCAAUGGAAAAGAGAUAGAGUAUCCGCAAUUGAAAGAGGAUUAAUACGCAUGCUUACUGAUGACAAGGGUAUACCAUUGGACCCUUCAAAAUGGCGAAUCCACCUAACAGCUAAUGGCGACGUGGUAAUUAUGAACCUUGAGAGCAGUCUGGGUCAGUUUGGGAAUGAUCGCACGGUCAACUUUCUCAAGGUAGAACCUGUCUAA